Messenger RNA from Ectocarpus siliculosus, 978 nucleotides. NCBI's taxonomy places the organism in Eukaryota, Phaeophyceae, Ectocarpales, Ectocarpaceae. The record is from the annotation of a GenBank genome assembly.
AUGCCCUGCUUAAUGGCGGAGGUGGGGUCGGUGGUAGACGUGGCGGGCGCAGAGGGGGCUGGGAGCGCAACAGCAUCGGGGACACUGGCGGGCGUUGUUGCAAGCAGUGGCCGCCGUGCGGAUGGGUCAUCAUCGACGAACUAUGGGAUGCUGUUACCGGCACCGAUCGCGCGAGUGUUGCAUGAGGAGGUGUUCCGUGUUCUGGCGCUGAACCGCCGGGACCUCGACAUCGUGGCACGCGUCUCUCCGGAGCUCCUUCAGUCUGCCGUGGUGAAGUCGUUCUGGAUGUUCGAGGAAGCUGUCUUCACGGCAGCAGCCCGCUCGCACGCCCUGUCGAACAUGGGCCGGCUCCUGGAAGACAGGGGGCACCCUGAUGAGGCUUUGCUGUGUUUCCAGGAGGCGUCGACUGCGGAUUCCGGAAGCGCGGAAGCCCUCUGCUGCAGGGCACGGAACAUCCACCGGAGAGGGGAUCUCGACGGGGCGGCUUUCUAUUUCCAGGCGGCACUGGCGAGGGACGAAUCUCAUUGGUCUGCGUGGUGUGGGCUCGGGCAGGUGAAGGGUGCGCAGGCCAAGUACGCUGAAGCCGUGGAAGCAUUCUCUAAGUGGCUUCAAGGGGGAGGAGGAGGGGAAGGGGGGGCGGCCGAGAAUGGCAACACCGGCAGCGGUGCCCCUCAGGCCGAGAAAGUAGCAGGGGCGAGGUUCAUGGCGAAGGGUCUCGUGCAGCUUGGAGAGGCCCACGUGAAGCUGGGGCAGGAUAAGCAGGCGCGGAGUGCAUACGAGAGAGCAGUGUCCGCAGACGAGAACUGCUCGGAGGCACACUUUCAGCUCGGCACCCUCCUCCAGCGAUGUGGUCAAGACGCGGAAGCACUCAAGGCUUUCGCAAGUGCCGUCAAGGCGGCAGCGGUGGCAGCGGCACGCGGACCCGACUCCGGCGCAGGAGAGGGGUCGAAGGAGGCAUUUUCCUCCUUUCUGUCUUAG